Centruroides sculpturatus (bark scorpion) is the source of this 2023-nucleotide messenger RNA. RefSeq names its product patched domain-containing protein 3-like. Bases 41 to 2023 code for a protein of 660 amino acids. The record is from RefSeq and is a predicted model, not a curated record. Gene Ontology annotation, cellular component: membrane. The transcript has 5 exons. NCBI's taxonomy places the organism in Eukaryota, Metazoa, Arthropoda, Arachnida, Scorpiones, Buthidae.
AAGAAAUAACAAGAGAUGCUUCGAGAAUUCUAUUUUAUUAAUGCAAAACGAAGUGGAAAUGAUGGAAAACAACACUUAUUCCAUCAAAUACCCUUUAAGCAAGAAAAAUAAAUACGAUUUUCAAUUAACGAGUCUAUUUUUAGGAGGAGUCGAAAAAAAUGCAGACGAUUACGUUAAAAGUGCUAAAGUAUUGCGGCUCGUUUAUUACUUUAACGACUAUUCGAAACUUGAAAGAAGAAAAGUGGAAGAAUGGCAAAAUCUGUUUCUAGAUCUUAUUGAAUCGAGUAAUUUUCAGUACAUAACCGUCGAUCGAUACACAGCGAUUACAAUUGAUCAAGAGUUAUCAUCUGUCGUCAGUCGAAUAUUUCCUCGAAUACCGAUUGCAAUGUUAGCAAUAGCAAUCUUUUCAAUGUUGACCUGUUUGUAUAACAGUUGGAUCGAAAGCAAACCUUGGACUGGAAUAAUUGCGUUAACAUCGGGAGGAAUGUCUUUGGCUUCGUCAUUUGGAUUGAUUAUGUAUUUUAAUACACCGUUUGUAGUUCCUGCUGGAACUGUACCCUUUUUAAUCAUAGGAGUAGCCAUGGACGAUGCUUUUGUUUUUCUUGCUGCGUGGAAAAGAACCGAUUUCCAGAAGACCGUACCAGACAGACUCUCAGAAGUUUAUUCGGAAUCCGCCAUUUCUGUUACUGUAACUUCAGUAACGAAUUUCAUAGCUUUCAUUUCGGGACUGUUCACCCCUUUCAGAUCCGUAUCUUAUUUUUGUUUAUACGCAUCGAUUUCUGUUCUCUUUUGUUACGUUUAUCAGAUAAUGUUCGUUGGUGCAUGCAUGGCAGUCUUUGGAUAUGCGGAGAAACAAGGAAGACAUUCUUUAUUCUUCACGAAAAUAAGUACACGAACAGAAAACCAUUCAUGGAUUCGAAAAAUGCUCUUCACCACAGAAUCUUGGAAAUCUACUAAACACACGACCACUCAAACGUCAUCAAUUUGGAUGAAGCUCGGUAAUAUUUUAUUCUUAUGGUAUGUCAUGAUAAUUAUCCUCUUCAUCAUGGCAGGUUACGUGGCAGUUGGAGUUUGGGGAGUGACAAAAACAGAUACUAUAGGAUCAUUAUCUCAGUCUACUGCAUACAAUUCAUAUUAUUUUCAAAUCCAAAUCGUUGUCGAUCAAGAAAUCAAUUAUGCAGAUGUAGAAAUUCAGAAUCAAAUAGAAAAACUUUUCUCCGAAAUGGAGAGAGAAGGAUUAAUUGCAGAUUUUCUUACCGAGUCUUGGCUCCGAAGUUUUGUGGAAUUCGUCAAAGAGGAUUCAAUGUCUGCGAUCGUAAAGUCGUACAAUAUGAGCGACACAAAAGAUUUUAUUGUAGUUCUGCGCCGAAUGUUUCUACGUCAUCCUUAUGCACAACGAUUUCGUAAUGAUAUUGCAUUCAACUCUGACUAUACAGCUAUCGUUGGAAGCAGAUUUCUUUGUCAGACUGAUUUCACUGUUGAUGAAAAAUCAUUCUUCGUGACUUUACAAAGACUACGGAAAAUCACUGAUAAAAUGUCAUUCAGAGUGUUUCCGUAUCACUUCUUCAAUUAUAUCGUGGAUAGCAAUGACUUGCAUGUAAAAUUUACUGUACAAUUGUUGAGUAGUAUUGUAUUAAUUGUAAUUUUUGUGUGUUUCGUUUUCAUGCCAGACGUCGUCGUCACGUUUUCGGUCACUCUUUCUAUUGUUACUAUUGAAAUUUCCACUUUGGGUUACAUGGCUUUGUGGGAUGUGGAAUUGGCACCAGUGUCUAUAAUUGUCUUAGUCAUGUGCGCCGGUUUUUCGGUGGAUUACUCUGCUCAUAUGUCUCAUGCUUAUAGACAUUGCGAUAUUGAAGAUUCCAAUGAACGUCUUCGUCAUAGCAUCAAUUUUAUAGGAUUCGCAAUAUUUCAAGGUAGUGCAACAACUAUAAUUUCUGUGUUACCUUUAACCAUUCCAUUGGCAAAAUACAAGAGAAGCGGGGCUUCCAUUGCUUCCAAUGACGACAUGCCACUGCUCGAAUGA